This is a messenger RNA of Trichogramma pretiosum, 6167 nucleotides long. RefSeq names its product probable multidrug resistance-associated protein lethal(2)03659. Gene Ontology annotation, biological process: transmembrane transport. The transcript has 13 exons. NCBI's taxonomy places the organism in Eukaryota, Metazoa, Arthropoda, Insecta, Hymenoptera, Trichogrammatidae. Gene Ontology annotation, molecular function: ATP hydrolysis activity; ABC-type transporter activity; ATP binding. Gene Ontology annotation, cellular component: membrane. The coding region runs from base 821 to 4885 and encodes 1354 amino acids. The record is from RefSeq and is a predicted model, not a curated record.
CGCAUCUUCGCUGCGGAUCGCGCGGCUCAGACGCACACACACACACACUGUAUAUAUUUAGAAGAUCGGACACAGCUGUGUGUGCCAUUUCACCCACUGACAUACCGCGACACAGACCUACAUUAUUUAUUGGGCGUCUUUUUCGCAUUGCGGCGCGCGAUUAUCGCGAAAAAAUAUUUUUGUAUUCUUGUCGCUUUUUUCUGAAUACUAAUAAUCGGUAAUAGAUAAUCCUAAUCGAUUCGUGCGACGCGUGUGUGCGAGAGUGUGUCAGUCUCUCUCGAGUGCUCGCACGCGAGCCGUAACAGUGUCACGCAGCACAGCGGUAAUAAUUUGCCUAAUAUUUGGCAUUGUACAGCAUCGCUAUCUACUACACUGCCACCGUCGCCGCUGCCCGACGACGCUUUUAAAUCGCGCAAAAUCGAGUGCGUCUGCUCGGCCGCGCGCAGACAGAAACGAAAGAGCGAGAGAGAACGGCGCAGAGCUUCUGUAGAGCAGAAGCAGCAGCAUACAGUGAUACAUAAACGUGCGAGUGUGCUCAGUGCUGUGCGAGCUACAACUACUGUUUGGCCGCUCACAUAGAUAGAUAUAUUUCGCGCGUUCAAAGCGCCGUUGCAGAAUAUAUACAUAUAUACGGAGCAAGAGAGAGACGAGUGUUGCAGACGAAGCGACGAGGACUGCCGCUGCUAGUUGCAAAGCUCGCGGUGUGCCUUCGUUGUAUAGUUUUUUUUUUUACGGCCUCGACGGAGCAUCGUGGCAUGGGACAGCACGAGCCCGCCUAGCUGUUAUCAACGAAACCGACCAGCAGUAGCCGUGGACAAAGAUGGAUGGAAAGGAGCAUACGAAGAAGCCGAAGAACCCCAGAGAAGGAGCUAACCCGCUGAGUGCACUGACAUUCGGCUACAUACUCCGACUGUUCUGGGUGGGCUUUCGUCGAGACCUCGACAUAGCGGAUCUGUACGAGCCGCUGCAGGAGCACAAAAGUGGCCUACUGGGCGAAAAGAUAGCACGACUAUGGGAGGAGGAAGUUCAACGCGUGGAAAAGAAGAAGCUGAUGUCGAAGCGCGUCAACGAUGAGGAGCGCGACGACAACGCCAACGAGGGACCGCAGCCGAGUCUGCUCAGGGUGCUGCUGCGCUGCUUCGGCGCCAAGCUCGCCGUCUACGGCGUGUUCCUGGCCUUUAUGGAGAUAGCGCUCAGACUCGCCCAGCCGAUAUUCCUGGCGAAUAUGCUGCAGUACUUCAGGGUAAAGACGACGACGACCCUGACCGAGGCCUACGUCUACGCCUCGCUCGUCAUUCUCUGCUCGGUGCUCAACGUCCUCGUCAUCCAUCCCUACAUGAUGGCCAUUCUGCAUCUGGGCAUGAAGAUGCGCGUCGCCUGCUGCUCGCUCAUCUAUCGCAAAUCGCUGAAGCUGUCGCGCACCGCCCUGGGCGAGACGACGAUCGGCCAGGCCGUGAAUCUGCUCUCGAACGACGUCAAUCGCUUCGACGUCGCCACGAUAUUCAUGCACUACCUGUGGAUCGGGCCGCUCGAGACGAUCAUCGUCAUGUACGUGAUGUACCAGCGCGUCCAGGAGUCGGCCAUCAUCGGCGUGGCCGUGCUCAUGAUGUUCAUACCGAUCCAGGGCUUCCUCGGCAAAAAGUCCUCGUCGCUGAGGCUCAAGACCGCCAUACGCACGGACGAGAGGGUCCGGCUGACCAACGAGAUCAUCUCCGGCAUCCAGGCCAUCAAGAUGUACACGUGGGAGAAGCCGUUCAGCGCCCUCAUCAAUUUGGCCCGCUUCAACGAGAUCAAGUUCAUCAGGGGCAUGUCGUACAUUCGCGGCGCCAUCAUGUCCUUCAUCAUCUUCUCCACGAGGCUGGCCCUCUUCGUGACCAUCGUCUGUUACGUUUACAAGAACCCCAUCACCGCCGAGACCGUCUUCAUGAUGACGGCCUACUUCAACAUUUUGCGAGUCAACAUGACUGUCUUUUUCCCUCAAGGUAUAACUCAAGUGGCUGAGGUGCUGGUGUCCAUCAGGCGUCUGCAAAAGUUCAUGUGCUACGAGGAGGUGUCGACUCGCGCCGACCGUAGCAUGGUAUACAAACAGCCGAAACUCGAGAGCGACAAGAAGAAGAAGAAGAAGCCGAAGAAGAGCAAGAAGUCCACGGAAAAUGGAAAAUCCGUCGAGCUGGAGAACGGAAAAGCCGACAAGUUCCAGGAGGAUGACAACCGAAACAACGGCGAGAUCAAGCUCGAGCACGCCUCGGCCAAGUGGCUGGGCUACGAGAGAGACGACACGUUGCACGACAUCAAUUUGCACAUCAAGCCCGGCGAGCUGAUCGCGAUAGUCGGUCACGUCGGCUCCGGAAAGUCCAGCUUGCUAAAUGUCAUAAUCAAAGAACUGCCACUCACGGCUGGUUCGAUUCAGGUCAACGGCCAGAUCGCCUAUGCGUCCCAAGAGCCAUGGCUGUUCGCCGGCUCGGUCAGGCAAAACAUUCUCUUCGGCCGCGACAUGGACCAGGACAGAUACGAUCAGGUGAUCAAGGUGUGCCAGCUCAAGCGCGACCUGCGGCUGCUGCCUUACGGCGACAAAACGGUCGUCGGCGAACGAGGCAUCAGUCUCUCGGGAGGCCAACGUGCCAGAAUUAAUUUGGCGAGAGCUGUGUACUCGGACUCGCCGAUUUAUGCGUUCGACGAUCCCCUCAGUGCCGUUGACGCCCACGUCGGUAAACACAUGUUCGACGAGUGCAUAUCCAGGUACUUGAGGCACAAGACUCGAGUCUUGGUUACCCAUCAGAUACAAUAUCUCAAUACCGUAGACAGAAUCAUCGUGCUCAAGGAUAAUCACAUCCACGCCGAAGGAACGUUCCAGGAGUUGGUGGCCAAAGGUGUCGACUUUGGCCGGCUACUCGAAGAGCAGAACAAAGAAGACGACGCCAACUCGGUGAACACCAGCCGCGGACCGUCGCGCCAAGGCAGCAUCACGUCCCUGUCGUCGUUCCUGACCGACAACAACAUGUCGAUCGACGAUCCGAACGAGGAGGCCGAGCAGAGAGGCUCGGGCACCGUCGGUGGAUGGGUCUACAAGGGCUACUUCCGCGCCGGUGGCAACUGGUGCGCCAUCAUCACCGUAUUCCUGCUCUGCGUCCUCGCUCAAUUCUUCGCCAGUUGCGGCGACUUCUUCAUCGCCGAAUGGGUCAAAUGGGAAGAAAAAUCAUACAUCAAUGCCACGCCGGGAAUGCCCAUAAGCGAAGCCGACUGGCAGGGUCUGAUCAGCCGCGAGACCUGCAUCUACAUCUACACGGCGAUAACCGUGCUGACGAUCGUCGUGACCCUGGUGCGCUCCGCGGCCUUCUUCAACAUGUGCAUGCGCGCCUCGCGCAAUCUCCACGACGGCAUGUUCAUGUCCAUCAGUCGGGCCACGAUGCGCUUCUUCAACAACAACACGUCCGGUCGCAUCCUCAAUCGCUUCUCCAAGGACAUGGGCGCCGUCGACGAGCUGCUGCCCAUCGCGCUCAUCGACUGUCUGCAGAUCGGCCUCACUCUACUGGGUAUCAUCGUCGUCGUGGCCAUCUCCAAUCCUUACUUGCUCAUACCGACCGUCAUCAUUAGCGUCGUGUUCUAUUACCUUCGUGUGUUCUACAUUGCCACUGGCAGAAGUGUCAAGCGUUUGGAGGGCACCACCCGAUCGCCGGUAUUCGCCCACUUGAACGCCAGUAUGCAAGGACUCGCCACCAUACGCUCCUUCGACGCCGACGAGACUCUCAUCAAGGAAUUCGAUCAUCAUCAGGAUCUGCACUCGUCGGCCUGGUUCAUCUUCAUCGCCACCUCGCGCGCCUUCGGUUUCUAUCUCGAUGUCUUUUGCAUCAUCUACAUUAUUUUCGUGGUGAUGAGUUUCUUUGUCAUGGGCCCGGAUCACAAGCCCGACGGCGGCUCCGUCGGCUUGGCCAUUACACAAAGUAUCGGUCUGACCGGUAUGUUCCAGUGGGGCAUGAGACAGAGCGCCGAGCUGGAGAAUCAAAUGACCUCGGUUGAACGUAUAUUGGAAUACAGUAAAUUGCCGAGUGAACCUGCACUGGAGAGCCCACCAGAUAAGAAGCCCGCAGAGGAUUGGCCUAGAGAGGGUAGAAUUGAAUUCAAAAACGUCUUCUUACGUUACUCGCCGCUGGACCCGCCGGUUUUGAAAAAUCUUAACUUUACCAUUCAGCCAAGAGAAAAAAUUGGCAUUGUCGGACGCACUGGCGCUGGAAAAUCGUCCCUCAUUCAAUCGCUAUUUAGAUUAGCCGAAGUACAAGGUAACAUCGAGAUCGAUGGCGUCGAGACCGGUGAAAUCGGUCUGCACGAUCUUCGCGGUAUAAUCUCGAUCAUCCCGCAAGAGCCUUUCCUCUUCUCCGGUACAUUGCGCAAAAAUCUCGAUCCGUUUGACUCUUACCAGGAUGCCGUUUUAUGGCAAGCCCUCGAGGAGGUCGAGCUCAAAGAAAUGGGCUUGAACGCUCACAUAAACGAGGGUGGCAGCAAUCUCAGCGUCGGCCAGAGACAACUGGUCUGUCUCGCUCGGGCGAUUGUCAAGAACAAUCCGAUCCUCGUACUCGACGAAGCUACCGCUAAUGUGGAUCCCAGAACCGAUGAACUCAUUCAGAAGACAAUUAGAACCAAGUUCGAGAUGUGCACGGUGCUUACGAUAGCUCACAGACUGAAUACCGUCAUGGACAGCGACAGAAUACUCGUUAUGGAUGCUGGAACUCCUGUGGAAUUUGACCAUCCAUACAUAUUGCUUCAAAAAGAAAAUGGCCAUCUGAAGAACAUGGUCAAGGAGACCGGUCCAGCGAUGGCCGAAGCAUUACACACCGUGGCUGAGAGAGCCUACAAUGGUUCAAACACAGACGACAAUACAAAUCUCUGAAGUGGGAAAUUGUACGCACGCGUGCAUAUUUUACGUGGAUCAUUUAUUUAAUCAUCGUCCAUGAUUUUCACAAUUUUCGUGCGCCUCCAGUAUUCACCAUACCAGUACUCGAUUGAGCUUCAAUACUCGGCGCGCAGAGUCCAGUAUGUAAGCGAAUAAUUGCAGACGAAUUUUUUUUUCUUAACAAUCGCAGAGCCUUGAAAUUCGAAAGACGGGCACAGUAUUAAUUUGUGGAAUAGAUUUUUUUACGUCUUGUAUGCCGUGAUACGUAGUGUCGUAUUCGUUUCACUAUUCGUUGUUUGUUUUUCAACACAUAGAUUUUUUUGCUAAUUAAUAAAAGUUUAACUAUUCAUUUUCAUAUACGUUUGUGUGCGUUGUUGACGUCGAAGAUUCUUAAUUGUGGCUCAAGUGACUUUUUGUGUGUCUUCGAUUCAACCAAUGAUCAAAUUGAGAACGAGAGAGAGAGAGUUAAAAAUGGUUUGUUUAGUGAUGGAGGUGUGUAUGUGUCUAUGCAACUAUUUUUGUAAAAUUUAGGAAUAUACUUAAUUGAAUUGUAACACAAAGACCACUCACGUCAAUAAUGUUCGGUGCUUUUUUGAUGGUGCGUACAUUUCAUCAUUAAUCAUAUAUAAGAAAAUAAGCAGGAGCUUGUGUUUACAUAUUUUUAGAAUGAAUUUUUUAGAGCUCGCUCCCAUACAGUAAAUAAAAUACAAAAAAAUUGACAAUGAGCUGCCCCUGACUAGAUUUAACGUGCUUAUAUGUGUUUGAUACUUAAGAUUUACAAUGUACCAUAAUUGUGAUUCAAGCCAAUAAAAUGUAUAAUAUGUAUGUGAAGGUGCUCAGUUUUGAGUAAAUGAAGACGUUCCUAAGUACAUUUUAAAUUAACAAAAACAUAUUGAGGCAAUCAACUCAGCUAUAAUUUCUUAAAAAUCUUUGUUUUUUAAGAUAAAAUAUCAAAUAUAUGUGCGAAAUUAUGUACUGUAUAGUUUUUAAUGUUAUGUGUUAUUGCCAUUAUUAUUGUAAUUAUAUUAAUUGUUAUUAGAUAAUUGUAUAUACACUUACCGUGAUAGUCUAUGUGUAUGGGAGUGAGUGUCUCGAGUACAAGUGCCUAUAUACAUGAAUAUAAUUAAAUGGAAAAAAAUACUAUUUCUACAAUGUUUGAUGAUAAUAUAUUUAAUUACAACCACGCAUAAAAAACAGCAAAUGAAAUUACGGUUCCAUAACAAAUUUUUUAUACUCUACUAUAGAAAUAAUAUUUAAAGCCAAAUAAAAUUCAAAUAAA